This is a messenger RNA of Penicillium malachiteum, 2643 nucleotides long. RefSeq lists its product as uncharacterized. Gene Ontology annotation, biological process: peroxisome inheritance. The transcript has a single exon. The record is from RefSeq and is a predicted model, not a curated record. Gene Ontology annotation, cellular component: extrinsic component of intraperoxisomal membrane. The coding region runs from base 1 to 2643 and encodes 880 amino acids. NCBI's taxonomy places the organism in Eukaryota, Fungi, Ascomycota, Eurotiomycetes, Eurotiales, Aspergillaceae.
AUGACCGAUUCUUCUGAUUCCUUGGGUCAGAUUCAAGCCAUCCGUCGUUCGGUUACUCUCCCCACGAAGUUAAUCUCGCAGUCGACACGCGGUUCGGGCGCGCCAAAUCCAAGCCAUGCAGACAACGUCAUUUUCUAUCAUCCGUCCGCGAAAAUAGUCCAUUUUGCUCCUAGGGCUCUAGCACCGAUUCCAUCGAGCUCCGCGCCGUCUGAUUUUGACUAUCCUGUCGAUACCAUCGAAACCCUCCCUUGGCGCUCUGCCACGGAGCGAACCGUCGCAACUGCGCCACUGAGACUUGAACGGGUCCAUGGGUUGACAGUAUUCCUGAAAUGUGGAAAUGUGGUCCAGGCGAUUUUGAAAAACUCCCAGUGCUGGUGUGUGGAUGGGGUUUCGAAAUUUGUCCUGCGCAUCCGCCCUCUUACCUAUUAUCGCAUCGAAAUACCCAAUGAACCCGAGGAGAAUAAAGAGCUCGUGGAGGAUCUAAAAUCCGCGCUGCCUACGGUUCUUCGAUAUGAAGUCACGCCAUGUCCUUUCAAGCGAGCGUUCACCGUCGAGCUCCCUGAGGAAGCUACGGCGCCUCGGCGCAAGAAGGCCUGGCGACCAAAGGGCCGAAAAGAGGGCGUAGCUGCAUCUGCACGGGGCGAUCAGAGUUUACUUGAGCCAAAAUCGGAUUGGCCCGAUUCUGUCAGUACUGGUGAUGAGACUGAUGGAGCGGCCACUGAUGAUAGUGCUGUAACCCCUGAACGAUCCGAUAAGGCUCCCUUGGAAAACUUGCCAGUCAAUGAUCUACCACCCUCGCCCAAUACAUCAGAAUCUUUCUCUCAUCUGAUGCCAAUCAGACGUUCAGUUACUGAAACACCGCAGACCUUUACGAGCAUUCGCGCAAAGUUUGAUAUUGCUCCAGUUCCUGAAGAACAAUCUGCCACGGAGUCUGCGCCUGGAUCUGAAUUUCCAAUCAUGAUAACUACGCCAGCUGACACUGUGCCGAAAUACAGCGAUUCCAGUGAUGUUAUCAUCAAACAAAACGAGCCUACCAAGGUUAUUGAAAAUGAGACGACUGCGAUCGUUACCAAACAAAUACAAUCUAUCGAGGCGAAUGAAAAUGAGCCCGCUGUGAUUAUCACAGACCAAGACAAAACUACCAAGGCCAAGGACGAUGAACCCACAACAGAGGUCAUUGCCAGUGCCGAAACAAACAAGGCCAAGGAUGAUGCACCGACAACAGAGGUCAUUACCAGCGCCAAAACUACCAAAACCAAAAACGAUGAACCCACAGAGGUCAUUAUCAAUGCCAAAACUACCAAGGCGAAUGACAAUAAGCCUACUGUGAUUAUCACAAACCAAGACAAACCUACCAUGGUUAAAGCACAUGACACAACUGCCGGAGAUGAAUCUGACGAGAUCAUCACUAAACAAGACACUGUUGAGGUUCCUUGCCAACAAUCCAAGCACGUCGAGGCUGUUCCAGAAGAUCAUGCAUCUACAAGUGGGACUCAAGAAAGAAAGCCCACAGUGGCCCCGCAAGACCAGGUUGAAACUGCUAUGGCCGUCAAUGAACAAGAUACUCUUCCCAAGGCCAAUGGUGGAUUUCAUGAACCUAGGCCGGACCAGAAAAAUCGUGGUCCUGCUAGCAUGAGCCGCGAAAUUACAGACGUUGCUGAAGCCAAUGAGCAUCCAAACAUACAGACCAAUAUCCUACCAGGAAUGAUUCCAUAUGAUCAGAUAACAGAAGUGGAGCAUCUUAAACCUGCACUAGCCGUUGCUGGAUCCAAUAUUUCGGUUUCGAAAUCCAAAGACGAGCCACUUGAGCUCAUUGACUCCUUCAAAAGUCAAGACGCAUCGACUGAGGUCAAUCCAAACACGGUCUAUUCCGAUGCUUGGCACUUAGUUGAGGGGGAAUUCACCCAAGUCACUGAGCAACGAGCUCAAUCAAAGCCUGACGUCAGCCCUGGUGACUCUUCAUCUUCCACACCGGAAUCCUUCCAUUCUGCAAAUCUCAACUCUUCGGUUCCUUCAGGCCCGAUCCACACAGCCUCUAUGGAUGCCACUGGCAAUGUCGAGAAAUACGCGGCAGUCUAUGACAAGAAUACCUUGCUGUCUCCACGAGCAAGCUCGGUUUCAUCAUCCGACGUGGUCAGCAGUGCCUCAUCAUCAAUUUACAACAAUACAUCCGAUAGGCCCUCGACAACGAACAAAUAUUCAUUGUCCAAGCAUCAAAUGGCCCGGGAGGAUCUACCAAAGCCUUCGUUAAGCACUUCUCCCACGGAUCGCAAUCACAUGAGUACCGAAUUCCGUCGCCGAGCACAGGCAACUAGAUCGCGCGAUGUCUCUCCAAUGCCACCUGCUUCUGCCAUCUAUCAGCCUACCCCAGGCGAGGAAGCUGCUGCCCUCAUUUCAAAGGCUUUAGCUCUGGUUUUGGUUCCACCGAUUCAUCUUUUCAUUGUUCUGCUUCACAUCGCUGCGCGAAUUGUCAUCAGCCCUGCCGCCAGGCCCACUAUCACUGCUGCUCGGUCCAAGCCGCAGUCCUCUGUCAGAUCCCCUCCUACCGAAGACGACUUCAGCUUCCCUCUUCAGCCGGAAUCCUCUGAUGAAUACGAGGAUGCACAAAUGACCAAGAAGCUGGAUCCAUGGGAUCUGGACUAG